AUGGCAAGGCUGAUUCCUUAUGUGGACGAGGAUCAAACACUACGUUUUGGCGGGCGGCUGAAAGGAUCAGAUCUUCAGCCAGAAGCUAAGAAUCCAGCAAUCCUAUCCAAACAAUCAAGGUUCACAUCACUGGUCAUCGAGGAAGCUCAUCGUAAAACUUUUCAUGGAGGUGUACAGGCAAUGUUGGGAUAUAUCAGACAAAGAUACUGGAUCAUCGGUAGACGUUAUCCAGUAAAAUCCCACAUCCUAAAGUGCGUCAUCUGUGCUCGACAUCGUGCAAUCAGGGCACAACAACUGAUGGCUCAGCUUCCUCCAAGAAGGAUCACACCAGUUCGAGCAUUUUUCCACACAGGAGUGGACUACGCUGAUCCCUCGAAAAACAAGAGAUGGAGAGGACCAGGAGCUAAGCAAUAUCAGGGCUACAUCACAGUUUUCGUGUGUCUUGCCACGUCGGCAAUUCAUCUCGAACUCAUCACGGAUCUCACAUCACAGGCCUUCAUCAAAACCUACAAGAGGUUUACUGGAAGGAGAGGAAUCUGUGCCACUCUCAGCAGCGACAAUGCUAAGACAUUUGUGGGAGCAGACAAGGAGCUUGGGCAGCUCUUGGACGAAUCAAGGCAGGACAUUCAUCACAUCAUCAAUGAGUUGGCAUCAAAUGGCAGUAAAUGGAUCUUCAUCCCACCGCAAUCACCUCACAUGGGAGGAAAGUGGGAGGCUGCGGUGAAAUCUGUCAAGUUUCACCUCAAACGAAUCACAGAGAACCUACGAGGAGUUGAACAUACUCAUCGUACAAAUCGAAGGUCAGCUAAAUUCAAGGCCUCUCUGUGCACUACCAGAUGA
Messenger RNA from Diachasma alloeum, 840 nucleotides. RefSeq lists its product as uncharacterized. Bases 1 to 840 code for a protein of 279 amino acids. The transcript has a single exon. The record is from RefSeq and is a predicted model, not a curated record. Gene Ontology annotation, molecular function: nucleic acid binding. Lineage: Eukaryota; Metazoa; Arthropoda; Insecta; Hymenoptera; Braconidae.